UUCAAAAUUGAGCCCAGGGACAGAACAGCGACAGGAUACACGAUCGCGUAACGGUAACAAGCCAUCAUCUUACGAAGCUGAGACUGAGAGCGAGAGAUUGAAAAAUGGCAUCCGAUCCCUCUUUGAUCGAGAUCUCCGGAGAGGACGAUUCGUUGCUACAGCAGAUUCCUACGGACGACGUCGCCAGGAACUUCUUCUCUUGCUCGCCUCUUCAAAUCCAUGGAUCCAAGCCCCGUGUCCCUCCUGUUGAUAGUGUCAACAAAGAGAAUGUAAAUUUGAACAAGUACGAUAGACUGAAACUCAGUCUAGAGCCACAGCAUAUGAAGAGGAAGAAGAAAGGUGGAGGCUACAAUUUGCGGAAAAGCUUAGCAUGGGACAGAGCCUUCUUUACUGAAGAAGGUUUCUUGGAUCCCGUAGAAUUAUCUAUGAUAAGCGCAAACAGUGGCAGUUCCACAGGGGAGAAGUUGCCCGCAAUCCACGAAGAAGGGGGUGAAUCAUUGUCUGAGUUUCCAAACUCCCAAAGCGAUUCAGGAGAUGUGCUUGCACUCAAGGAGAAAUUAUUCAAAGAAUUACCAGUAAACACUACAAAUGAGAGCAGAACAAAACCUAGUAGUUCACCACAUCAGCGAGAUGCAUUAACUAAAUGUGGCAGGGCCCUGGUUUCUUCGACCAAGCGGAAGGUGCUGUCAAACUAUGAUGUCAAUGGCAGCAGGUCCAAGCGCAAUGGCAGCUCACAAUCCACUGCCCUAUCUUCACUGAUAAAGCCUGUGAAUGUGAACUCAACAAAGGUGGCCAGCAAAGAAGUUAAUGCCUCUAAAAAGCCAGCUACCAAGCCAGGUUCCAGUUUGCGCACUCCGACAGCUAAGAUUGCUCUGCGAGUUGGUCAACCUAAGCAUAGUCAGCUUGCUCAAUCAGGGACUGCUGACAAAAAGAAUGCCGGACUGAAAAUCUCUUCAAGCAAUAAAAUCCAUUCUAAACCUAGUACUCCAGCUGGUCCUUCUAGCAAGCCUCCAACAACUAAAUCCAUUGUUCCCCAAUCUAAAAGAAAUUUGGGAAAAUCAGCUUCCAGGCUGACUUCAUUAACUCGAGGGAAUGAUAGUUCACAGGAGAUAGAAGGUCGAAAAAACCCUUCAGCACUAGAUAAUGACGCUAGAUCUAUCAAGGUAGAAGCCGCUCAUCCUGAAAAAGCUCGUCUUACUGGAGGGUCCAUUCAACAUGUGCAACUGAAGGCAGCAAAACCAUCUGGUUUGCGUAUGCCUUCACCAUCUCUGGGAUUCUUUGGUCAGCAGCGAAAAGCUUCUACCAAGGGACUAUUGAACAGUUAUACUCAACCAAGCUAUGACCCUCAGUCUGCUACAGGUAGUUCAAAGAGCCAUAGAGCAGUAAACCCUCUGAGUGAGCUGAAGCCCCCACACGUGCAUGAAAAAGUACAAAAGAUGAGAAUUGAUGACACAAACCCAAACAUGGGGUUGAGCACGGAAGUCUCUGCUAAAUCUCUCAACCUGGAAUAUCAAAAGCAAAAUGCAGAUCCAGAAUCUCAAAAUAUAUCGAAGAUGAAAGUGAAAAUACAACUUGACACUUUGGAAAACCAUCAAAAGAUUCAUGGAUUUCUCGAGGAUGGUAGUGAAGGACUUCAUAGGCAUAUGGAAAUGCACAAGAUUGAUAUAAAACCUCAAGCGGAAGACAGAAAUAUGUCAGUUGGUUAUGAUACACCAUUUUCACAUGUGGGACCUUGUGGGAAAGAGAAGGAGAGCAAUUAUAAGAAGAAUCAUAUGAUUGGUAGCCAAUGUGUCGAAGGACCAUCAAAAGUUUUAGCUGGGAAUGCCAUUGUUUUCUCCAAUUCCCCUUCUGCUGAUUCUAGUGUUGGCAGAAUCCAGAGUAGUUUUGGACUGCCAGAUCAUCGGCUACACUGUGCUGAAGGUGUCUCUGAAUUUUCAGAAAAAGUUAAACUAGUGGAAUCUCAUAUCUAUGAUAAUGAUCGAACUUCCAUCGUGAACCAAGAGAAUCAAGCUAGGCUUAUGGGGGUUAGAUCAUCUGAAGAAUUACAGCAAAAUUGUGAAGAGUGCACUGACAAUUCGAAUGAUCAAGAUGAUAACGGGAACAAAGAAGAAAGAUCUAGUGUGCUUCCCUUGAAACUUGCAGAGCAAGCAGACAAUGGCUUUUGCGGGCUGCAUGACAGCAGCACAAAAUCAUACAUUGAAAAUUCGGAGAACUUGGUUUUUUAUGGCAGUCUCACAGCUAGUCAUGGGGGUACUUCUCCGGCAGGCGACCAUGCUGCAGAGCAAGUUACUUGCGAAAACAAAGGAGCAAAGGAAAAUGAUGAGUUAUUGGUGGGUGCUAAAUGCACGAUGACUAUCGAUGAACAGCCGGAAGUUCAUGCUGUAGAGCAAGUUGCUUAUGCAAAGGAACGAGCAACUGAAAAUGAUGACAUAUUGCUAAUUGAUUUUCGCAUCAGAGGCGAACACCAGGAUAAUGCUCUGAUGAUUGAGUAUUCUCCCCCCAAUUGCCAGCAUGCUUGUGAAGUGCUAUUGAACAGCUCCACUGCUCUUAGCCCUGUACCUCCAUCAGAGAAUGUGGACAAAGCUAAAAGAGUCAUUCUAUAUGCGGAGGAAAAUCAAUCACCACAGCAAGAGAGUGAGCCCAUGGUUGAGAAUUCUGCCUCCUUUAGUGACCGACAGUCAACUGACAACAUGUACCUCCCUGGUCAAGUUGAUGCUUUUAAUCUUGGAUCUUCUUUGAUGGUGAACAGAGAUCCGAAAACAGUUGCAGCAACUGAUGAUACUUCUGCUUCCUUUGUUGGUCUUGGAAUUGAUCGUUGCAGCAGGGUCAAAGAGGAAGAUAGAUAUGUCUCAACCCCACUGGCAUCCGUGGUUGAAGAUGGAGAUGACAAUAUGCUAAUGGAGUUGGAGUGUGAUGAUGAGGAAGUCCUAUUGAACAGUUCCACUGCUCUUUGCCCUGAACCUCCAUCAGAGAAUGUUCACCAAUCUGACAAAGCUAAAAGAGUAGUUCUAUAUGCGGAGGAAAACAAAUCGGCGCAGCAAGAGAGCGAGCCAUUGGUUGAAAAUUCUGCCUCCUUUAGUGACCGACAGUCAACUGACAACAUGUACCUCCCUGGUCAAGUUGAUGCUUUAAAUACGGGAUCUUCUUUGAUGGUGAACAGAGAUCCAAAAACAGUUGCAGCAACUGAUGAUACUUCUGCUUCCUUUGUUGGUCUUGGAAUUGAUCGUUGCAGCGGGGUCAAAGAGGAAGAUAGAUAUGUCUCAACCCCACUGGUAUCCGUGGUUGAAGAUGGAGAUGACAAUAUGCUAAUGGAGUUGGAGUGUGAUGAUGAGGAAGUCCUAUUGAACAGCUCCACUGCUCUUUGCCCUGAACCUCCAUCAGAGAAUGUUCACCAAUCUGACAAAGCUAAAAGAGUAGUUCUAUAUGCGGAGGAAAACAAAUCGGCGCAGCAAGAGAGCGAGCCAUUGGUUGAAAAUUCUGCCUCCUUUAGUGACCGACAGUCAACUGACAACAUGUACCUCCCUGGUCAAGUUGAUGCUUUAAAUACGGGAUCUUCUUUGGUGGUGAACAGAGAUCCAAAAACAGUUGCAGCAACUGAUGAUACUCCUGCUUCCUUUGUUGGUCUAGGAAGUGAUCGUUGCAGCGGGGUCAAAGAGGAAGAUAGAUAUGUCUCAACCCCAUUGGUAUCCGUGGUUGAAGAUGGAGAUGACAAUAUGCUAAUGGAGUUGGAGUGUGAUGAUGUGGAAGUCCUAUUGAACAACUCCACUGCUCUUAGCCCUGAACCUCCAUCAGAGAAUGUUCACCAAUCUGACAAAGCUAAAAAAGUGGUUCUAUAUGCGGAGGAAAAUCAAUCAGCACAGCAAGAGAGUGAACCAAUGGUUGAAAAUUCUGCCUCCUUUAGUGACCGACGUUCAACUGACAACAUGUACCUCCCUGGUCAAGUUGAUGCUUUUAAUCCGGGAUCUUCUUUGAUGGUGAACAGAGAUCCAAAAACGGUUGCUGCAACUGAUGAUACUUCUGCUUCUUUUGUUGGUCUAGGAAGUGAUCGUUACAGCGGGGUCAAAGAGGAAUAUAGAUAUGUCUCAACCGCACUAGUAUCAGUGGUUCAAGAUGGAGAUGACAAUAUGCUAAUGGAGUUGAAGGAGUGCGGUGAUGUGGAAGAAAGACAAAUACUUCAGUCAGAGAAGAAUGCUUCUGUCAGUUUAGUGACAGGUAGGCUACUUCCUGAUUCACUGACAGGAACAGAGCUAUUGUCAAGGGAAGUGGACAACUCAUCUCAUGAGGAUAGACAUAGUGGGUCCUUUGGACAGCACCAGAAAUUAAAGGACUGUUACCUGCCUAAUGUCUCAGUACAUGUUGAAGAUCCAUCUUGGCAAGAUGACGUAGAUCAAACAAAUGAAGAAUUGCGCAGUUUUGAUAAUGCUAUGAAGAAUUCUUCUGCUGUGGUUGGACAACAGCAGCUGUUGGAUGGCAGUUCAUUUAUCGACUGCUCGCUAAAGAUGAACGGGUUGGCUGGGGACGACAACUUCUCCAUGGCUUCUCAUCGAAAUGAGCAAUCUUGUUAUCAGCCUGAGCUUCACGAUCCCUGCUUCACAGCGGAAUUUGAUUCACACACUCAUCGAGGAUUGUCUUCAAAUGAUGAGAUAUCCACUGUGGACAACUAUCUUAAAGAACCAAAGAGCUAUUUUGCCAGUAGUUGUAGUCUGUGUCAAGAUGAUGUCUGUGGCAGCAAACAUCCAAAGGCUGAUAUUUGUUCCCAAGUAGAACCUGUUCUGCAAGAUAAUUCUGGCAAUAUAGGAACAAUUUACGAAGACCCUAAUGCAGAGGAUGUGUUGUCAGUUUCUGUGCAAAAAUAUCAGUCAAAUAUUUACAAUGCAUCGCUGGAAGAUAAUGCUGCUGUGGAUAUGAACAUAGAGGAAUUUCCUGAGGCUGGAGUUAAUGUCAUGGUUUCAUCUUGCCGGUCAAGUGACAAAGUGGUUUUGGAUGUCAAAAAUGAUGAAGCAGAACUGCCUAUAAACAACCAAUGCACUGAAGAAGCUAGUCAGUUGAAAAGUAGCAUUUUGCCUGAAAAGGUUGACUCUAGUGUUCCCGGGGAAAGUUUUAGUUAUGACGUCCAGAGGCUGCAUGAAUUUGGUAGUACCUUGAAUUCCUGCAAGGAUACGACCACAUUAGUCCAAGGGGAAAUUUGCAAGAAUGAUGGGAAACAAGAAUCUGCCAUGGUGAAACCUCCACCAGAUGCUCCUCCAUUCUCUGAGGAAUGGUUAGCGGCAUUUGAAGCUGCCGGGGAGGAAAUUCUUACAAUGAAAUGCGGUGCCGUCCAAAAUUCCCCUCCUGACAAGACUCUGCCUGAACCCAGUCCAUGGUCGCCGGUGAAGCGAAAAAAUAAUCAGGCAAUUGGACCAUAUGACUGUACAAAGUUCACUAAUGUCUGCAACAACAUUCCUGAAUGCAGCUCCGAAUAGCCGACCCAUGAGUCAUCUAAUCAUUCUUUUGUCUCUAACCAUUGCCAUCCCCUACCACGUGAGGGAAGGAAAAUAGCCCAUUCAUCUACUGAUUAGUGCAUUUUCUGUCUUCUUGUUCAUCUCUACCUGUAAUGAGGAACAAUCUGCUUGGAGUUCAUGUACUCGUGUUCUGAAUCAGAAAUGGCUCUGCUUCUUGCCGCCAGGAGGAAAAUACUAGGCUAUGUCGUUUCAGUUUUCAUUUGACCAAAUCACAACCUAUGAAACAUUCUCUCCA
Rhodamnia argentea is the source of this 5736-nucleotide messenger RNA. RefSeq lists its product as uncharacterized. Bases 105 to 5462 code for a protein of 1785 amino acids. Gene Ontology annotation, molecular function: microtubule binding. The record is from RefSeq and is a predicted model, not a curated record. NCBI's taxonomy places the organism in Eukaryota, Viridiplantae, Streptophyta, Magnoliopsida, Myrtales, Myrtaceae. The transcript has 11 exons.